Molecule: messenger RNA, 11304 nt
Organism: Malaya genurostris
Lineage: Eukaryota; Metazoa; Arthropoda; Insecta; Diptera; Culicidae
Gene: loaf
Exons: 9
Coding region: 1951-2961 (336 amino acids)
Molecular function (GO): protein binding
Source: RefSeq, a predicted model, not a curated record
UCGCAGGAGAACUUUUCUCAGUUGUACGCUGGACGGAGCUGUUUCAUAACCUUUUCCCGAGUCAAGUCGUUGUGAAGUAACUAUCCUAAUCAUCCCUUCUGACCUCAAAAAUCACAAAAAAGGAAAAUGUUUUUGCCACCCUGACCUGAGUGACAGAAGCGGAUCAUUUAAAGGACUUUUUCGAUGCAUGUAGUAGAAAAAUGUGACAGUUUUUUUUAACAAAGUGUUGACCAACAGCGGCGGCUAUAGUUCUUGAGUAUCCAGUGAUGUGAAAAUUUCAAUUUAAAUUCGAGAAAGUAGAUACGAGGCGAAAAUAUUUGUGUUCUAGCAUAUCGAUUUUCUCUCGAAUGUUAUCCGUGUCCGCACCGAAAUUCUGAAAACGGAAAAAAUGUCAGUGCCGAGAAAUCAUUACAUUUUUCGUAUUGAAAAAUUAUUUGUUCAGUGAGUAAAUAGAAAAAAAAACUGCUUCGUACUACGGCAACUACUAGAUUUUUUUCCAGUAUCGGAAAAUAAGUAAUGAACUGUCAAAAACAGUCCUGUCCUGUUCGGAAGCAUGGAAAUAAUUGCUCGACUGUCAAAUUUUAACUGAAAGCAACAAUAAUUCGCAGGAUGGCCCACAGUCCAAAAGUGUAGAAGAGGGGAACCAGUAGCAAUCAUCCUUCAAAUACAACAUGUCAACAUAAACAAGUCUUACGAAUGCAUAUGUUACCCUCAUGUCGCUAAGUACCGAUAAAACAGUUUCAAAGCGUCUGUAGCGAUUUCCGGGAAGCCUGGAACUUCUACUGUAAAACCCUGACCCGCCAAAAUAAAAAUUAAUGAACGUAAUUUAAUUUGCUGGCGGGAAUGGUGGCGAGGCGACAGCACAAAAACAGUACUUCAAAAGAAAAGAAUUGGCUAUUCAGGACCGAGAGUCACCGAAAUAUCAUGCCGCAACAAAUUACGGCAAUUGAUUGAAAAGAUACGCACGAGCGAGCGGGUCGUACUUUACCAUCCUCCCUUUGAAUAGCUUGCAGUUUUAAUGGAAAAACAAUAGCCACUUUCUAGCAGGAGUGAAGUAGUUAAAAAAAAGCCGGUCAACAUAAAAAAAACAUAACCAGUACGGGAGUCGCAGACGUGAGUGGACGAUGUGUAUGAAUAGCCCCAAUUCAAUGAACGAGACAGUUGGAGUGGUCGGAAGAGUGUCGAUGCUCUAGUGAAGUUGGGCACAACGAGUGUUAGUUAUAUAAUAAACAUCCGUAGUAACCAGUGCUCGAACGAAUCGUAAGUUUACCGGUGGUCCACCGAACGCCAACCAACCCCGAUGUAGUGUUACGGCUAGGUGGCGAAUGAAUGAAAAUGUAUUAAUUUGUUUGUGGAAUGCGAUGUAUCAGGAUGUGAACAAGUGUGUGUAAGCUGGAUAAAAGCACAGAUCAAGUAUGUUGAAAAUUUUUCCAUAGGUUUGAAUUUUAGACUGCAGAUCAAUACGUGAAGAACUAAUUAAAAAGAAGUUAGUACUUUUGAAAUCAAAAUAGUACGACCACGGAACUGUGAAUUGGAUAAAGUAAGAAUCGGUUUGUCGUACAUUUGUAUGUAGAUAACGGAAAACCAUUAGAGUAGAAAUGGUUGAAUAUUGGCAAAAAUAACUGAUCCAAUUCACUAUUUAAUGCACAUGGAAAUGAAAACGAUGUAUAGAAUUUAUUGUAACUCCCAUAUUGAUUCAAAUUGAAAUUAUUGCCAGAUGCUCGUAGGCUGAAGAAAACGACCAAUAUUUGCCACCGUUACAAUGUUUGUGGGUGUGCUUUUUGCUCAGUUGGACGAAACAAUCUAUUCACAUCAAAUCGGAUUGGAAUGAAACAAAUCGAACACGUGUGUCUAUAAACUCUGUCAUUAAAAUAUCGGACAAGUCACGUUUCGAAACGAUUGUUGUGAAUUUGAUCUGCAAAAUAGGCACGGUGCUGUUGAGUUGCAACUAUGGCACCGACAUCGUGUGGCCCCGGGAGGCCACCACCCCCGAUCGGACGGUUGAAGAUCCGAUCGAUAGGACCGUUGCGAACGACACUGGUUAAUUGGCUCUUACUGACAAUGAUGACGUUGCUGAUGGUGAAUCUUCGGGUCAUCAAUGCCGAGAAAACGAAAGCUUAUCACAUGGAUUCAAUCUGUAAAAAUCACUUUCUACAACAACUGUAUAGAAAGAUAGAUGGUGCUACCCUCUCAUCUAAGAACGAGAGAAACCUAAACUGCGUUAUUACAUUUCAAACGCACUCGAUACUGCAGAGGUUUAUGUUACGUUUCGAUAUGCUACAAUUAGACUGUAACGAUCAUUUAUAUGUAUAUGACGGAGCACAUGCUGUCGGUACACAUAAGGCGGAUUUAUCUUGUAAGGACACAAAACAAUCAAUAGGUGCCCUGUUCACCAAAACGAACUUUCUCACCUUCAAAUACGUGACCGAUAACUGGGGCACGGAAACAAAUGGUUUCAAAAUGGUUAUAACCUCCGUCAAAGAUUCUAAAAUGAACUGUGCUGACUUUCGGUGCACCCAACCGGAAUUCUGCAUACAUCAAGAUUUAUUGUGCGACGGGGUAAACCAUUGUGCGGACGGAUCGGAUGAAACCGUGGGUUCGUUGUGUCCUGCACCGAACGAGUAUAUCAGGACGAUCUUCGGAGUCGAUCUGACGUGGAUCAUCCUGAUUGGUGUGAGUAGUUUGGUGGUGUGUGGGUGCAUCGUGGGCGUGACAAUAUGUGUCUAUCUGAGAAGCUCGCGCCCAGGAGGGGUACCCAAUCAGCUAAACUCAUCGAUACAAUUAAAUCAGAUGAUAGAAUCAAACGGUUCGUCGAAACAUCUGCAUGCAACACUGCCGCGGGAAACAACAACGCUACCUGCUUCGGGAAACUUGCAUCACCCUGCGGGACCAUUAGGGUACCUCCGCAUUCCACACAAAUUGAUGGCCAAAGUCCGUCCCAUUUGGUGCCUGGCAAAUUAAGACAAUUAGGUCCGGAUUUAUCACAGCAAACCUCACAGAAAGACGAGUGGUUUGUCUAGAGCUAGACAGGAAACACAUAGAGCAACAAAAAUGAAAAUCACCAAAAAAUCAUAGGGAAAUUCUUGCAAAUAAACAAAAGUAUCGGAAACGAUCGCCAACAUUAGUUCGAGCUGAGAACCGAAGAGGGAAGAAACAAAACAAAUACAACAACGUGCAGCGGAAAACAACAGCAGAAAAAAAGAAAAAAAUAACAGCGGCAAAACAUCAGCAUCUAAAACCAACUGAGAUAGCAGCAAGAAGAUCGGAACGAGCACUCAUUCGAAAAUCAACUAACAACAACAGAAAAAAAAUCACGAUCAUCACGCGAAGCGCUUGUGAAAACAUUCUUCUUACCACCAACAUACAUUCAAAAAUGCUUCUUUUUUCACGUUGGGACUGAAAAUGGCUCAUAGUAGCACUUUAAACGAUGAUGCUGUUGGAAAUUAGAGACUCGAAGAAAAAUAACGACACUCAUCCCAGCUACGUGAAACGAGUAUCAUUAGUGAGAGUCAGCGAAAAGAACAGCAAGCAGAAGAACAAUACUGAGGCAAAAUGGAGGGCAAAAUUUUACCAACAAACAGAAAAUGAGGAAACUCAACGAAAAAGAAAAAUUAACAAAAUCAUCCAUUCCGAAAACCGAGCAAAUCAUACACAAUUGGAGAAUAAUUUUUGGCACUAUAUGAAGACUGUCUGGUUGGUCAUCAAAAACCGCGCAGGGUGUAUAUUCAAAAGGGAGUAUCAGUGUACCCAAUAUCUAGCAAUUACCUGUAAAUAGCUGAACAGCAGAAACAAAUGUACUAUGAAUAGGAUGUAAAUGAAGAUUGACCGACUAACAGAAUGAUUGAUAGGUUGAAUGCAAAUGAAUAUAAGCUACAAAUAAAAAGAUUCGUCUAAUUUACAAAUUAUUGGUAAGAUGACAGGAAAAAAAACGAAAAAACUAAAAAACUAAACAAAUUUCAAUGUUAAUAUAAUGUAGCGAAAAUAGUAAAAUCGAAUCGAUACUCAGUGGAAAGAGUGCAAAGCGGUUUGCACAGCAGGAAAGGAAUAUUUGAACCUUGCUUCGAAAAGAAUGCAAUAAUUAACAUAAUUGACAAAUAAUUGAUAAUAUAUUUAUGACUCGAUCAUUUCAACGAUUCCAAAGCCUGAACUGAAAAAUUAUUCAUUUUAUUUAUUUGGAUUUAGAACCAACAUAAGCAAACAAGUUUACAAUACGAGACAAUAUUUGAGUUGAUGUUCGGCUACUGAUGACACAGGACACCGAAUUAUUUAUGAAGACAAAGGCAAUAAACUGGACCGAAAUCGAGGAUGCUGCCACUGAGAAUUUAAUCUGUUUGAAGAGAGGCAACUAAGGAAACUAAUUAAUUUCAUAGAAACUUUUCAGCUAUUUCACUGACUAAGAAAAAACAAAUUCUGGUAAGCAUUGCAGUUAAUGUAAAAGAUUGCAGUUAAUUGUCCCGGGUUGGCGGUUUAAUGUAUAGGGCACUGGUCUUACAAAUCAGUUGUCGUAUGUUCGAGCCCUGACCUGGAAGGAUUCGUAGUGUCAGUAGAAUCGUAGCACCAGCUUAUGCAAUGGGUCUGUACACUGUGGAAUCGGCUGCGAAGUCUGUUGAAGCAGAAGGUCAAAUUCCACUACAGGAAUGUAAUACCCCAAGGCUUUGCUUUUUAAUUUUUUGAAUCGAUCGCCAGAAGUGAAAGUGAGGCGAAUGAGGUUGCCUAGAAGGAUAACGUGUGAUGCUAUUCAAGGAAAUGAAUGGUGCGAAUGAAUCAUUUCGAGAGAUUCUGAUGUUUAUAUAAAUUGUUCCACAGCUAGUAAUGAUACAAAAUAUUUUAUACUUCAGGAUACCGCUUGCAUCAAGAUUGAUUGUCAGCAGAAAAUUGAAGUCAACAAAGUUGAAUAAAUGGAACGUGGGACGUUUUCAAUCAUAAAAUUGUAAUAAUUAUUCCAUACUUCGGUUUCGUACAUUGAAGGAUCGUGACUCAAAAAAAUUGACUUUAAACAUGGUUUUUAUUUGAAAACGUCCGUUUAAUAAAAAAAACUAUAUUUCACUGCGUUUAUAAAAUUUCUAGAUUAUGAAUGACAAAAAAUAUUGACAGAGUAGAUAAUCGAUGCUAACAUUUUUUUUAACAUUCAAACAUUAAUUACACCAUACGGGACAGCAAACUGUAUUAUUGAAGUAAAUGUACACAUGAAUUUUGUAGUGAGGAUCUCACUUUCUAAAUUACCCGUAAUAUUCGCAAAUGUGUAAAUCGUACAAUCUUUUUAUCAUUCUCAUAUAGAAAAGUUAUGCAAUCAUUGUGAAAAUUGUGACUUUUAAACCAAGGCCCGGAGGGCCACGUGUCAUAUACCAUUCGACUUAGUUCGUCGAGUACGCAAAAUGUCUGUAUAUGUGUAUGUGUGUGUAUGUAUGUAUGUAACAUUUUUUUGUACUCACUUUUCUCGGAUAUGGCUGAACUGAUUUUCAUGAGCUUAGAUUCCAAUGAAAGGUCUUGUAGCCACAUACAAAUUUUUUAUUCGAUUCCCACUUCCGGUUCCGGAAUUACAGGGUGAUAUGUGCAAUAAAAUGAAAAUAAGUGCACUAAUAUUUCUCAGAGACGGCUGAACCCAUUCUUACAAACUUGGAUUCAAACGAAAGGUAUAAUUAUCUCAUAGAAUGUUCCUGAAUGUUAUUUCGAUCCGACUUCCGGUUCCAGAAUUUCAGGGUGAUUCGUGUAAAAAAUUCUAUUUCAAAUUACUUCCUCAAUUUUCUCAGAGAUGGCGUGAUCGAUUUCAGCAAACUUAACUUCAAAUGGUCUCAUGGUCCCAUGCAAAACUUCCAAAUCUCACCCUUGUCCGACUUCCGGAUUUAUAGGGUAAAGUGUGUUAAAAAUUUGAUACCGUCACUUAAAGCGGCGAUACAAAACAAAACAUAAACAAAAAUUUCGAACUGGUCUCGAAACUAUUUCAAUAGCCAUUAUCAGAAGACAAAUAAAAUAAACCGAUUCCGGCUCUCCUGGUUCCCGGUUUCCGAUUCCGGAAGCACCGAAAAUAGUAAUCAUAAAAAUGGAUCUCAGUCAUAUUUCUCAGCAAUGUCUUCUUGUCCACUUUUUCACAUGGCUUGUCCACUUUUUCACAUAUACUGGUAUGUUGUACUUGAUGUUUUCAUGCUCUACAUAGUGCACAUUGUUAUUGUCUUUAGCGAAUUAAAUUGCAUCCAACUCUUUGUAAAACUGGAUGUAAACAACAUUAUUUAUCUUGUUGCAUUGAAGUAAAUGCACACUUUAAAUAUCAAGAUGCAUUCAAGUUCUCGUAUCGAAAGUCGAAUUUUGCACUGCCUGAAGUCGACAAUAAUUGUGUUCUUUCGUAGUGGCGGCGGAAGUUUGUGUUCGUUUGGUUCACUUAUUUCGAGGUCGUUCUAUUGUUCACUACACAAAACUGUACUUGGUUUCUUCCGAGCCAAAGCGGUUUUGUUUUAUCGACUGACUUGGAUGAGAUGUGAAGGCGAACUGAUUUUUUUUAACUGAUUUAAUAUGUUUACUUCAUUGAAUCAUGUAAACAUUUAUUCAGCCUUCUCUUUCACAUCGAAAAUGGCAAUGUGAGGGUGAUUCAAAGUAAAUGUGGAACACGUAAUGAAAAAUGUUAAAGGCUUUCGGUACUAACAGAUAGAUAACAAUUCAGAUUUGAUACCAUUUAAAUUUAGUGUUCUUACGAACUUUUGAACUACCGGUUCUUUUAGCGAAGUUUCAAUCUUUCGUCUGAUGUAGUACUCAAUUCCAAUACAGAGUAUCUUAUUUUUCUAUUCAAUGUUAUGCGGGCAUCGUAUGAUCCCAAAUUAAUAUUUGAAUACUUCCUAAUAGUACUGUUGUUGUACCGUUGAAUUCCACUAUGUUAUAUCACGUCAUUACACUCUCACAAAGUCACUAUUUUCACAGUCACUAUUUUUCCGAAAGUGUAUCAAACGUUAUAAUACAGAUACGUAUUUCGGAAUGCUAUUUGCAUCCUUCUUCAGUGUAUCGGUUUUAUAAGUUUAUUAAAUAAAGUUUAUUAAAUAAACUUAUAAAACCGAUACACUGAAGAAGGAUGCAAAUAGCAUUCCGAAAUACGUAUCUGUAUUAUAACGUUUGAUACACUUUCGGAAAAAUAGUGACUGUGAAAAUAGUGACUUUGUGAGAGUGUAAUGACGUGAUAUAACAUAGUGGAAUUCAACGGUACAACAACAGUACUAUUAGUGAGAACAUUCUACUAACAGCUCAAACAGAAAUUUAGUGAUUUGAAUACUUAUUUGACGGAUGCCUAAUCGACCAUUCUCAAAAAGGCAUGAGAUAUUGAUCAUCGUAAGCCACUUACCUUUGUUUGCCCACUAAUGAUUUAGCAUUUAUCGUUACAUCAGGAACUCUCAUAUUGAUUUUUAACAUCGUCAGAGUACUGUUUACAAACAAUCUCAUAUCGUACAAGAAUGAAGUUUUGUAGCCAUUUUCUGUUAUGGCGUUUUCGUAAACAUUGGAUGGCUCAUAAUUCUAUUUCAAAACUACUAUGUGGUGCUCUCAGUAUUUAACUAGCUAUCAAGUUUUUCCGUCUUGGUAAAUAAGAAAUAAAACUUGGCUUUUGGUGACAGCAACUGGACGUGAUUUGAAGGAUGUUCCUGAAACGGUGGAUGUUUACAUUUUUCUUUCCCAUAUCUUCCUGUUCUUAAAAAAUGACAAACAUAGAAAAAUCUCGCCUCCUGUUCAUUUACCGUCGUGCAGUGCUAUACCAAAACAGAGAUGUAAUUCAGAAAUGGAGUGAUAAUGACUUCCUUAGUUCUAUGCUUCCAGAACUGUUUACAGGCAUUAUUUGAAUCAAGGCUCAACGCCAUCGAUUACUGAAAAAACUUAGAAACUGAACAUGAAUUUAUUAAAAUUUAUCAAUCCUUCGGUGGAGAAAAACCUAAUUCCCUAGUACGCCUGUGUUAUAAUAACAGAGAGCAAAACUUUAGCUCUUGUCCCCUGCCCAUUGAUUCCUUGAAAAUAAUCAAAAUAAUUCGAGAAAAUCGCUUGGAAAUUCAUUGUGUCCAUAUUAUCAUUUGACCACAACAAUCAGCGAGUCACACUGAAUUCAUUUUGUGUAUUGUUUGCGAAUAAAUUCAGAGACAUGGCUGCAGAAAAUAUUCUCACCGCAUUCAGUGGCCAGUUUGCUCACCUCGAUUGGAAUAAAAUAGAAUAACAUUGAAUGCAUAAAUUUUGGAACAACAAAUGAUAAACCGUAAAUGUAAUAUUUUUGGAACACAAUAUCAUGAAUAAGUUGGUAUAGCGUGCACACACCUACUCAUAAGAAAGCAUCCGUAACUGUAAAUCAGAAUUAAAACAAAUCGGUGUGAUGUUCGCACCAAAAAUCUACACUUGUAUACCAAAUAUAAAAAUCAACAAUAACAAAUCAAUAGAGCAGCGAUCACUAAAAAGUACAAUCGAAAUUAACUCACACACGCAUACCAUAGAACAAUGCGGAAGUCGUUUUUACUACUUCUUAUAUCGUGUGUAGGCUCAUAAUGAGCAUCCAAAAUCGUACUCUCCAUAUUCAUUUAUUACACAAUCUGCAUUGUCACGUAAAAUAUCUCAGAAAAAUAGGACAAAUAAUGUAUUCGUUUGAUUCUCAAGGAGAUCUAGUUUCCUACACAAUAAAUCCAAUUCGUUCCGCUUUCCACAAUUCCUUUUAAUUAGAGAAAGGCUGAACAUAUUGUAUUUAUAGAAUUUUUACAAGUUUAAGCUGUCUCUAGAUUCAGAAAGAUACAAAUACAGAAUUUAUACAAAGUACGGUAAAUAUUUUAUUACAAUUACCCGCUUGAAGCUUACAUAGAAAAGAAAUUGAAACAAUAAUCUAUUGACCGAAACAAAACCGUGCGGCAUGCUAUGUUAAGGUAGUUGCAGGAAUAUAUAGCAAUUUAGAAUAAUAUUGAGCUACUUUUCUUAAAUAAACAGCAAACAUCAUUCAAAUUACUGUCAUGAAAACAUAAAAUGUACGAAUAUUAAACCGAUGAGUCAUGUAAGUUUAGGGAAUAUGCACUAUGAAUCGAACCGAAUCGUGUUUACACGUGUGCGUGUGCAAAUGCUAAGGUUAGGUAUCAUGAAACGCUUGCUAGCAGCUUUGAGCAAAUCGAUGACAUUCAGCGCUAAUUAUGACUGUUUGGACGUGUUUAUUUUGCAAUAUAAUUAUAAACAAAAUAAAAUCAGUGUUGCCAACUUAAAUGUACCGUGAAAUAAUGACGAACGAUUCAUUUUCAUUUCAAAAUAACAGAUUUGUAGAUAUCUCAUAAUGUUGACUAUAUUUUUCAUGAGUUUUGUCCAAACUUUACCAAAAGCGGAACGAAUUAAUACAGACGCACAAACCGUGGCGCGAGUAGUUAUAAAACAUGUUCAACUGUCAUCAAUUUACUGUGACAAUAGUAAAUAGAUAAGGGAAAAGUACAUACACACACUUACCAAUUCACAUAGAUUUUAAAAAUGUAUCAACGGAAUCAAGGAGGAUCAAUUUUGAACAGAACAUUUCCUUCAAUGCAAAAACACUAACUUAUCAUGUGAACAAAUCGAUUUCCAGGUUUUAUUUUGAAAUAUUGUUUCGAAACAAGUCAAAUGAAAUGAAAAAUAUCGCAUAUCCAUGUAGAGACCACACUGCGGUGAGCAAAUUUCACGAUCAUCUGGAUCUGAAAAAUAUCGAAAAUGAAAUAACGCAAAUUUCAGUCACAUAUCUACUUAGGUUUUAAACGAUUCCCUUGUGGGUUAAAGAACUGAUUAAACAUAUAAAAUACAGAAAUGGUAGAAAACAAAUCUCUUGUUUCGUUAAUGACUGAAACAACUGAUUCGUCUUCUAAUUAGUUUAAUUUUCGGAAAGAUCAUUGUACCCAAAAAGUAUUACCUGUAAUGUUAAGCGAGACAGUGCAACACUCAAGGUUCUACUUACGGUCUUAGAAAACAGUCAUUGUUGGAGGCACUACUACUCCGCUACUGUUCCAUGAAACUUCAAGAACAAAUCGUCAGUUUAUAUAGAAACAUUAAUCAAACAAACCGAUAUUUCUCUUUAGUAUUUUAGCUCAACGACAGUGAAGUAAACUGCUUUUGCAUUUUGCAACAAUGGCCGUUUUCUUAAGAUUGUAAAUUGUUCAUUAUGGGAAAUAUUUAGUAAGACCGCUAAAAGACUUUCAAUAGCAUUUUUCUUUUGAAUAAUGUUAGAAUCCAUUUCACCAACAGCAAACUGCAUUUAACAAUUGUUUUGACUAGAAAAAAUUAAAUUUAAAUUGAGUUUCAUAAAAUUUUCGUUCUAUUAUGGUUUCUAACAAAGCAUAAAAUAUUGAGGAUUGUUCAUAAAAAGCACGCAAAACUCUAGGAACCAAACUUUUCCCUAAUCUGAACAGGUACUAGAUAUCUACCCAGGUGCUUCUAAUAUAAUCUUUCCUCCCUUGUGAGAUAGUUUAGAAAUCCACGUAUCGAUAUGAAAAACAUUUUACAAAGACAAAGCAAAUUAUAGUAAAUCAACAAACACUCUAUAUGUGUAUAUUGACAACCCUAUAUUAUGAGUCAACAUCUAGUAAGUAAAAAGAAUAACUUUGAAUAUAUAGAUGCAAAUAGAAAUCUCUACAAUCCCAGGUAUGCACCAUGUAUACCUAAAAGUUAGAAUUUUUAAUCGUCAGAAAAAACCCUAAUAAUUAACAAAACGAAUAAGCGACGAUAUUGUUAGACCACGAUUCGUGGCAUUUCUCAGCUUUUCUUUUGACUGUACAUAUUGUAUUGAAAUUUAAUCAAACAUAGUCGAAUCAUUAGUGAAAGCAACAAUAUCGUCAAUAAACUAAUCAAGAAAAGAGAAGAGCAACCCGUGUGGAAGUAUAAGGCACAUAACUUACAAAACAAAAACUAUAGGAAAAAUAUGAAUACUAAAAGGAAACAGUAACAUACUUGAGCAGCAAAAACUUACUGUAACGUUGUCCGUGUGUGUAUGGUAUAAAAAACUAAAAGCAUAUAUCUAUAUUUUACCAAAUACGAUAAAUUUACGUAUGCGUAAUGGAAAACAGAGAAAUAUCAAUUAGCCAAGCAAACGGAAAAAGAAAUGUAGCAGAAAAUAAAAGUUGGAAAACAGUUCAGCACGAUUGGGUGGAGAAUUUUUUGUAUUGCAUGACCAUGUAGAACUAAAAUGCAAGCAAAUUAGAUGAACCGUAGAAGCAAGUAUGUAAGGCGCAGUAUAUAGAUGUAUAGACAAAAUGCAGAAUUUCGAACUGAAGCAGUUUAAAAGAAAUGAGUGUGAAAACAGGAGCAGAAGAAUGAUAAAAUAUAUGAGCUAUUGAAAUAUAAAGACGAAAAUAA